Molecule: messenger RNA, 2791 nt
Organism: Zophobas morio
Lineage: Eukaryota; Metazoa; Arthropoda; Insecta; Coleoptera; Tenebrionidae
Product: serine/threonine-protein kinase 26-like
Exons: 9
Coding region: 403-2133 (576 amino acids)
Biological process (GO): protein phosphorylation
Cellular component (GO): cytoplasm
Molecular function (GO): protein serine/threonine kinase activity; ATP binding
Source: RefSeq, a predicted model, not a curated record
AUGCACGGCGACAUUGUCGGUCGUAGCCGUACCUCAUAAUCGCAAGUGAAAGGUACAAUAUACGUUGCCGGUUUUGUUUGGAAACAGGAUUGCAUUGCGACGCGCCGCUGUUGAGUAGUCGUCGGACGGACGUCGUCGUUGCGUCGGAGAAGACGAUGGGGCGGCGAAAAUCGUAGCGAGCGCAGUGUGGCGGCGGACUUCUUGCGUGGAGUGCGAAAAAGUGCGAAAAACAACGCGAGGAAAACCAGCGUAGGUGGUGCGGUGUGUGUGUGCAACAGAUUGCAGCGCUGGAAACGAAUUCACGAGAGGAAAAGUUGUAGCGUUAUGUGGCGUGUUCGUAGGAUCCAGAAAUUUUCACGAGAUGAGUGAAAAGUGAAGUGUUUGUGUGGCUUCAGUGCUAACAUGUGGGGCAGUAAUGGACAAAUGAAAAACAAUAUUUUGAGACACCCCUCCGCCCUCGAAUCCAAGGGGUUCUUGAGCGGGAACAAAAAAUGGAAUCCCAGGCCGGCCUCGUGGGCCGCUCCCAACAACGUCAGCAUUUUCCCGUCGCAACAGGGUGGACCAAAAGGCAGCCAGUUCGAUUCAAAGGUCGAUCCAGAGCUGAUAUUCACGAAACAGGAGCUCAUCGGCAAAGGAUCAUUCGGCGAAGUUUUCAAAGGCAUCGACAAUCGAACGACGCAGGUGGUCGCCAUCAAGAUCAUAGAUUUGGAAGAGGCUGAAGAUGAAAUCGAAGAUAUACAACAGGAAAUUAUGGUGCUGUCACAGUGCGACAGUCCUUUCGUCACGAAAUAUUACGGAUCGUACCUCAAGGGCACCAAGCUGUGGAUCAUCAUGGAGUACCUGGGCGGCGGGUCGGCGCUGGACCUAAUGAAAGCCGGCAACUUCGAGGAGAUGCACAUCGCGAUCAUCCUCCGCGAGGUCCUCAAAGGCCUCGACUACCUUCACAGCGAACGUAAACUCCACAGGGACAUCAAGGCGGCCAACGUCCUCCUCAGCGAGAUGGGCGACGUCAAGCUGGCCGACUUCGGCGUCGCCGGCCAGCUCACCAACACGACCAGCAAACGUAACACGUUCGUGGGGACGCCGUUCUGGAUGGCGCCGGAGGUGAUCAAGCAGUCGGCGUACGACUCCAAGGCGGACAUAUGGAGUCUGGGGAUCACGGCGAUCGAGCUGGCGAAGGGCGAGCCGCCCAACUCCGAGCUCCAUCCGAUGCGGGUGCUCUUCCUCAUACCGAAGAACAACCCGCCGCAGCUGACCGGCAGCUACACGAAACAGUUCAAGGAUUUCGUCGAGGCUUGCCUGAACAAGGAUCCGGAAAAUAGACCCACAGCCAAAGAACUGCUCAAAUAUCCAUUUAUUAGGAAAGCGAAAAAGAAUUCGUAUUUAAUAGACUUUAUCGAUAGGUAUAAAAAAUGGCGAUGUACAAGGAACGAAGAAAGUGAAACGGAAUCGGAAAAUUCAGAUUCGGAGGAGCCAAAACAAGAAAGCGACUUGGACGAUCCUUGGAUUAUGACCGUCAAAGGAAACCACUCCAUCAAACUACCCCAAGAAGAUCUUACGCCCAAUCAUAAAAUAACCAACAAAAUUCAAAACGGAUCUGGACCAACCAUAGCCAAAUCGCCACCCAAGGACUCCAACCUUAACCACUACCGACCCGACAAAGCCACACCGUCCGCGAGGCCGCAGUCCGUGGUGCAGUCGCCCUCCGACAACCGAGACAGGGAAAAAGACGCCGACUCGAAAGACAGAGGGAAGAGGAUUUCGCGCGAACUGAGCCCGCUGGACCACCGAGGGGAGCCGGAAGUCGAGAAGAAGCCGAACAGACGUCCGGGAGGGCGGGAACAUUCGAACGGCGGCCGGACCGACUCGCGUUCGCCAUGUUUAUCAGGCGUAAUCUAUCCCUUAAUAUCCGAAUUGCAGAGAAAACAUCAUUAUAAUGGGCGGGCGGCCGACAGCGCUCACAAGUCUAACGAUGCCAUUGAAGAGUUGAAAAAUGCCUUUGAAAUAGCGGAGAGGGCGAGUCCGGGAAUCACGGAGAACUUCAUUAGCGAAAUGGUGAAAAAGUUGAUGCCGAGCGUCACGGAGCAGAGGCUUAGAAGUGUUAUGGAUAAAGUUACAAGAGAUGCGUCGUAGGAGCAGCGGUGAUGACGGAACUAAGUUAGUUUAACCCAAAUUUGUCCUACAUGUUAAUACUUACUGAUUACAUGACAAUAUCUUAAUAUCUCUUGAGCUUAUUACAUAGCACUGGUAGAAUAAGAAUUUGAAAAAAUCUACAACCACACGAUGCAUGCUGUUCUACUCAUUUGUGGUUGACUCGUGUUUCUGUCAGUUCUGGAAUUUAUUUUAACUUGUUAUUGCCAAUGUCCCCCGGGAUAAUGUAUAUAUGUAUAUCUAGAUUGAAUUAUAUAUCAUUAAGAUAAUAUUUUUUUCUUGCAAUGUAUUUUUUUAGAUGUGUAUAUACAUAUUAUGAACAUAUAGUUAUACUUAUUUUAAUUAUCUUGUUUACUGUUCAGUGUCAUCCAGGUUUUGUUUCCGGUGCCGCGGUAAAUGCCCGAGCGGAGCCAUUCGAAACAAGAUGGGCAUUUGCCGGGAGCACGCAUGCGCGCGACGAUCGACUUAAGACUUAGAGUUGUAGGAGUGGUGGCCUGGCGUUGUGCUACGAGUGUAAGUGUAGGGUGUUGGUUGAAAGUGCCCUUUAUUACAUAGACUUGCAUCACAGUGUCAAAGUUUUAUUUAAAGUACGUCUUGUCUGUUUUGUUUAUAAUCCUUUAAUAAAUUGAGUUAGAGUUGG